This is a messenger RNA of Wallemia ichthyophaga EXF-994, 1920 nucleotides long. RefSeq names its product Signal recognition particle receptor subunit alpha. The record is from RefSeq and is a predicted model, not a curated record. The transcript is spliced from 5 exons. The coding region runs from base 1 to 1920 and encodes 639 amino acids. Gene Ontology annotation, molecular function: ATP hydrolysis activity; GTPase activity; GTP binding. Lineage: Eukaryota; Fungi; Basidiomycota; Wallemiomycetes; Wallemiales; Wallemiaceae. Gene Ontology annotation, biological process: SRP-dependent cotranslational protein targeting to membrane. Gene Ontology annotation, cellular component: signal recognition particle receptor complex; endoplasmic reticulum membrane.
AUGCUUGAUAUCUGUGAAAUAGUUCAUAAGGGUGGUACUGUGCUCUGGUCACGCACUUACACUCCAGAAGCUGCACACGACGCAGAAAGCGCGCACUCACCGACAAACACGCUCAUCAAAGAGGGAGUUAUUGAAGGACGUUUAACCAGCUCACCGCACGACAUAAACCAAUACAGAGUACACUGGGGAUUGGAGAACAAGACCGAUCUUAUCUUUGUGAUUGCAUACUCGAAGAUUAUUCAACUGGGAUGGGUGGAUGAGCUACUCGAGACAGCCAAAGCUCUAUUCGUCAGUCUAUUCAAACCCGUGAUUGAGCAUAUCAUUGCUGCUCUAAGCGGUGCUACUCCCGAUGACGCUGUUAAUCUCGACUUACCCGCCAUGUUCAAAGGCUGGGAUGAGGUAUUCGAUCAGCUGGUAAAUGAUAUCGAUAAAAAGAAGAAUAUUCGAGGAAAGUCUAGCAACGCUGGUGCGGCUACAAGAAACGCAACUUCAAAUCAGAACAAAUCAGCACCCACGCGUGACGAGCCUAAGGCCAUUGAUGCAGAGGAGAUUUCCAAAAAUGUCGAAGCAAUGAAAAACAGAAUCAAGUCUAAGAAGGCGCGUGGUGGAAAGAAGGUGGUGAAAGGUGAGACAAUCAAUGAUACACCAGUCGAUACAAAGAAGGGUAAAAAAGAAAUGCGUUCAUGGGGCGAUAAAAUAUCUUCAAAACAGAUGUCAGAAUUAGAUUAUAGUAGUGGUGGUGCGGAUGACGGGCUGGACGAUAAACAUGUCCAAACACUCGUCUCAGAUUCCUCCAAGGGUAGCCAUGAUGGUGAGGUGUACACGUUGGCAGAAUAUGCAAAUGAGAAAGGCAGUGAUGAAGAUGACGAUUUGUUAGAUAUUGAAAUACCAGCACUCUCAGACACACCACAGAAAGGUACAUCUUGGGGAAUAUUCUCAUCACUCCCCUCUCUCAAUGUGUUAAAAGGGAAGAAACUCGACAAAAAUACACUACAGCCAGUACUCAGCUCCAUGUCGAGCUUACUGAUGAAGAAAAAUGUAGCAUCAAGCGUUUCUGAACAGAUAUGCGAUUCAGUCGAGCAACAGUUGGUCGGACGCACAAUAUCAUCAUUCAGUAGUAUAAAAGGGGCAGUAAAGUCAGCGCUGACUACAUCAAUUACACGCGUACUCACACCCAAGACAUCCACCGAUAUACUCUACGAAAUAUCACAAAAGAAGAAGACGACGACUUCAAAUGGGAAAACGACACCUUACAGUGUAGUAUUUUGUGGUGUGAAUGGAGUUGGGAAGUCAACAAAUCUCUCCAAAGUUACGUAUUGGUUAUUAGAAAACAGGUACAAGGUGUUGAUAGCGGCAUGUGAUACAUUCCGUAGCGGGGCAGUUGAGCAACUACGUACGCACGUGUCUAAUCUUAACAAGCUGAAACUGGGUAGUGGGGUAACUGCUCAAGUAGAGCUUUAUGAGCGUGGCUAUGGAAAAGAUGCGAGUGGAAUUGCACGUGAUGCUUUGGGAUAUGGUGCGCAAAAUGGAUUCGAUGUGGUAUUGAUAGAUACUGCGGGAAGAAUGCAAGAUAAUGAACCACUUAUGCGCGCACUGGCUAAACUCACCACCGUUAACGAGCCUGACAAGAUAAUUUUUGUAGGUGAGGCGUUGGUCGGGAAUGAGGCGACGGAUCAGCUUGUUAAAUUUGAUCGUGCUCUUAAAGAUCUCUCUAGCGGUGGUGGUAGUGGUGGUAGUGGCAGGGGAAUUGAUGGGAUGUUACUCACCAAGUUUGACACGAUCGAUGAUAAAGUUGGCGCGGCUUUGAGUAUGACAUAUAUAACAGGCCAACCGAUACUAUUUGUGGGAUGUGGACAAACAUAUACGGAUCUAAGACAAUUACGAGUGCAGCAUAUAGUAGAUUCACUAUUGAAGGCCUAG